Dendronephthya gigantea is the source of this 3208-nucleotide messenger RNA. RefSeq names its product rRNA-processing protein UTP23 homolog. Gene Ontology annotation, cellular component: small-subunit processome; nucleolus. Gene Ontology annotation, molecular function: small ribosomal subunit rRNA binding. The transcript has 7 exons. Bases 9 to 731 code for a protein of 240 amino acids. The record is from RefSeq and is a predicted model, not a curated record. Lineage: Eukaryota; Metazoa; Cnidaria; Anthozoa; Malacalcyonacea; Nephtheidae.
ACAGCAGCAUGAAGGUCAAACGACAGAAGACGGUUAAAAAGUAUAUAAAUCUUUUUAAAAAUUCUUUUGGCGUCUUUGAGCCUUAUCAAAUACUUAUUGAUGGGACAUUUUGUCAGGCAGCCUUACAAAAUAGAAUCAACAUCAAAGAACAAUUGCCCAAGUAUUUGGAUGCAGAUAUACAGCUGUUGACCACGGAGUGUGUAUUACAUGAACUUGAAAGUCUUGGAGGUGCCCUUUAUGGUGCUCUUGUUAUUGCGAAGAGGUUUAAAACUCGCAAGUGCAGCCAUCGUGAACAUGUUCCAGCAACUGAGUGUGUCGCUCAUUUGGUUGGUGAUAAGAAUGAAAAAAGAUAUUUUGUUGCUACUCAGGACAAACACCUGCGUAACAGAUUUAGAAAAAUUCCAGGUGUGCCAUUGUUAUAUAUAAACUACAAUUGUAUUGUGAUGGAGAAGCCAUCUUUUGCUUGCACCAAGAAAGCAACUGAGGUAGAAAGAGCUCGUACUGAACCAACUGAGCAUGAAAGAGGAAUUUUAGAAAGAUUGAAAACAAAUGAUGAACCAGAGAUAAAAAAACGGAAAAGAAAACGAGCUAAAGGACCAAAUCCUCUAUCUUGCAAGAGAAAGAAAAUCAGUCAAGAUGGUCCUAUCGCGAGCAAUAAAUCAUCCUCAAGAAAACGAAGAAAAAAUAAAAUUCCUGCCCACGUUCUGGAGGUACUGGGACAGAAUUCAUGACCACAGUACAGAACAUGUAAGUUAUUGUACAAGUACACACAGCAUGUCAUACAGUAACUCAGUAAGAACCGUAGCCUGGUUGAUUUAAAGCUGGAUUGCGCUUGCCGCUUUCUACCGGAUAUAGUGUUUUUUAAUUGUUCCAAAAUCUUCCUUUGUUGAGUUUGUUCGCUAUGAUCUGUAUUUGACCUCAUGCAAUAUUGCUUAGAAAUUCGCCUCAAUCAUCAGUCACUAGGGUGAAGUUUAGUUUCUAUUUCGUCUGCUUGUCGACAAGUGGCUGAUGGAAAAGAUUGUGGUUAUAUCUCUGAGAUCAGUAGGACUUAAUUGCAUACCCCACACAAAAGGCGAGAUAAACUUGGGCUAUUCCGCAUCAAUCACAUGUCACUAUAGUGACAGGUCACGACGAAAUGAAAAUAAAGCGACUAAAAUACCAGACUGGCCUGUAUGUUACAAAAUGACACUUGUCACGAGAUCGCAGUGAUAAAUGCGAGCUAGCAGAUUUCGUUUUCGAAAUGAAUAUUGGCGAAAUAAAAAAAAAUAUGACAAAAACCAUCAGCAAAGAAUGUUCUUCUGCAUUAUUAUAUUCCGUAAUUAAAGAAUUAGGUUUUGCUGCAUGGUAUUGAGAGUUUUUGAUCCUUGGCUUUGCAAGAGGAUACUAUGAUCUAAAAUUGGGCGACUCAACACAAUUUGAAAGUCAAAAAAUAGACUGCAGUUCUAUUAUUGCUGACUAACAUAUGUUUACCUAAUGCACCAAAUCGGGCCUGUAAUUAUGUUGGACUAUGCUAAAAUUGCUGAUCUUUGUUUUUUUAAUAGUUUUCUUUGGAACAUAGUUGAUUGACUGCAGGGUAUUGAAACACACAUGUCUUAUCCAACUAAAUUUAGCACGUCCCUCGCUAGAAGUUAGUCUGUUAGUGGUCCAUAAUGAGACUGAUUUCGGUAGUGCCCACUCGAUAUCAACCGACAAUAACUGGACGCAAUUGAACUUUGGACAAGACUGCAGGAUCUUUUUCUCUGUUGAAUAUUCACCAUGAACAUAUUUACAUAAUAAAUAUACCAAGUCAGAGUUAUAAUUACUCUAUUGAACUUCUAAUCUCUGAUUUUGUCCAGUAAAAUGUUUUUGUUUUCAUACAAGUUCCGACAAACAAAAAAGGCAUUAAGUCAUUAAUGUUUUUUCCUAAUUGCAGUUAUUUCAAAUGAUUUAUUGCGGUCUUUGUGCCCUGCCAGUCAGCCAGUGCCAGACCAUGCACUCUUUGUUCAUAUUGACAUUUUUGCGGGCGUUUUACUAGUGGCGGGAAAGUCCUGGGCGACUGUACAGUCAAGGCGGCCUUUUGUUGUACACGUGAACAGAACAUGUGCCACCUCAUCAAAAUGGGAUGUUUGCCAAAUUUAUCUUGAAGCGUUGAAAGAUCCUUUAAGCCUCUUGUAUUGAAAUUGUGGACAUAAUGAUAAGAAUGCAGCUAUACAUGUAACGCAGGAUGAACCAGUGGAAUUCGUGUGGGGAAAUCUGAAAAGUGAUAUUUGAAUACAGAAUUCUAGUGUAUAUGGACUUCCUCUGAACUUUUUUACAAGCUAACCAAUCAGAGUUACCCAUCAGUAUCACAGUCGUUCAGUUAUAAAUAGAACCUUGCUGGGGCCAAAUCGUCAAAAGAAAACAAAGCUGACGUUGUGUAUAUGUUUUGCUGCAGAGAGAAUCACUUAUGAAGUAUAUGAAAAUAGUUUGAUAGUUUUGCGACGUGCAAAACAAAGGAGUUAUAAUGUCGUUAUUGAACUGUGCAAUACUCUUGGAAAACAGUAAAAUGACUGUAGCAGGUAAACUCCGAGAUUUAGGAGACAAAUUGGAAGAAGAGCGUUUGGUGAAAUUAUCAAAUUCGAAUAAUUUUACAAGUAAUUUUGGAGGCGGUUUAGCUGUGUGCCUCGGACUUUUUUUCCUUGGAAUUACAUUUUUGAAGCAGAAAAAAUAGCGUAUGCUGCAAUUUUGACCUGAAAAGGUUGUUGGAUAAAGAUAGUUGGAAAUUGUCGAUCAAACGAUGUGGCAUCAGGAUUCUUGACAAAUGACACUGUCUUUUCUGGGCUUUAAUGGUGAAUAUGAAUAUUUACUGGGCACGCGGUGUGGUGUAAUCUCGGUCUUGUACUUGGUCGAGAAAAUGGGAUUUUCCUGUCCUGCAUUUGGCUUUUUUAAUUGUGUACGGUAUUCGAUUACAUCGUAUGAUCUUAGUCGGCGAGAAUUGAAAUUGAAAGCUUCAACAUGCAACGGCACCUUCUUAACACUGGUCACGCUAAAGAAUGAUAUUGCACUUCUAAUAACAAACAGAUUCAAUAGUUCAUCAACGUGUUAUUUGAAAUAUAUCAGGGAAUAUUGGGAAAAGUAUAGUUUUGUAUAGGUAUAUUUUGUACAAAAAGAUUGCAUGUGUAAUUAUAUGGAGUUUUUAGGUGAGAUAUUAUGUGUAAAUCAACAUUAUGUAAAUAAUUUGUAACUUGUA